Messenger RNA from Aspergillus ibericus CBS 121593, 417 nucleotides. RefSeq lists its product as uncharacterized. The record is from RefSeq and is a predicted model, not a curated record. The transcript has a single exon. NCBI's taxonomy places the organism in Eukaryota, Fungi, Ascomycota, Eurotiomycetes, Eurotiales, Aspergillaceae. The annotation marks the transcript as partial.
GGAGAUAUGGGCGUUAUAUUUUGUGCUGCUGGCCUAGGGGCUUCCUCCAUCGCUAACAUAAGGGAGGAAGAGCGGGUAUACCUACCAUCGAAACUUGGUGAAAAAUGGGAUGAGCUAGAACUUGGUGUUUUCAAAGCCUAUGCGGAAGGACUUGAUAAAGGUACGGUAGCUGAAUACUGUACUACAGACUCUUGGGCUGACACUUCUAAAGGCACGUCCCUGUCAUCCGUUGCUGGCGAUGUUUAUGAGCUUUCCAUCGACGAUAUUAAGAAAAUAGUUGCAAUGCUGGGUCAGAUCACUGGUAUCAUACAGUUGACCGACCCCUAUAAUAGAUACCAAUUAUCCUUCGUCACUAUUCCAUUAUCGAAGGAGCUGACGGACUCUUUAAUAAUAAAUCGCGAGAGAAUUGUCGAAUGA